AUGCCUUUCUCCCUGCGCGGCAUCGACGCCAUAACCUUCUCCGUCUUCAGGGCUCUCGGGCUAAAAGUCCUCGUAGCGCCCGUCCUAGGCGAUGAAGCCUGGGACGAGUGGGAGCAGGCAAGGGAAGAGAAGUGGAUGCAGAAGAUAUAUGGCGAUGAGCCGAUGGCGGAGGGGGGUGUAGUGGAGGAGGAAGAGGAGAAUGCUGGGGAUAAGACGAGGGUAGGGAAGAGCUGGCAUAAGAUGAGAAUGGUUAGUGGGGAGGGUGGUGUAGGGUUAAAGGUUGGUGAGGAUCCUACUCCUUUCACAAACUACCACUACCCACUCCACGUGCUCCCCUCCGUAACCUGGCUCAACGAAUCCACUGAAAACUGGGAAAUAGCCAUGGUGAACCUAAAAAAUAUCUCCGCCUCCACCUCCGGCCCAUCCGAAAUAGAAACAGAAAUAGAAACGGAAAUCAUGUGGCAAUACUCACACGCCGCCAUAUUCAUCGAGAUCCCAGCGAGUGAGGAAAGAAAAAAGUAG
Lachnellula hyalina is the source of this 522-nucleotide messenger RNA. RefSeq lists its product as uncharacterized. Bases 1 to 522 code for a protein of 173 amino acids. Lineage: Eukaryota; Fungi; Ascomycota; Leotiomycetes; Helotiales; Lachnaceae. The record is from RefSeq and is a predicted model, not a curated record. The transcript is spliced from 2 exons.